CCUUGCGGUAAAUAGUAAACACGUGAAGUGGACGCGGACGUUCCUUCUAGCUAUGCUACUCUGUCCGCGUUUAAUUAGAACGUGGUAAGCUCUGGCUCUCGCCCUAGGGCCCCAAGAUGAGCCCGCCGGAUGGAUCGGAGCACAAGCCGCUCCUGUUCGAGGACGUCAAGUUCUGCCUUGCCGACGACCUACAGGACGACGAAGAGUUCCAGAGACUCCUCGUCAAGCAUGGCGGCACGUUGAUAAAUUAUCUAUCGGACAACGUCACCUACGUAAUCGCCGACAAUCCCGACAGCUCAACCAUCACCGAAGCCCAGGAUCUUUAUGAGAAACCUGUUGCAACGAGCUCAUGGGUUCGUCUUUCGCUCAAAUGUGGGAGGCUUCUACCUCUGGAAGCAUUUUCUCCUCACAAGAACCAGAUUUUUUCAAACACAGUCGUCUGCCCGUCCCAGCUCUCGGUCGAGGACAUGAAAAAUGUGUGGGCCCUGGUGACCUUUCACGGUGGCAAGUUCCGAGCAGUCCUGGACAAGACUUGUACACACCUUGUGGCCACCAAAGCAGAAGGGGUAAAAUAUCAGAAGGCCAUGGCUGCUGGUGGCCCACAGCUGAAAAUUGUGACUCCCGACUGGAUCGCAGACUCCGUGAAGAACAAAGCGCCCUGUGACGAGACACGUUACCACCCUCGGCUGUUAGUACCACCAAAGCCCCCUACGCCGCCAAAGCCACCGACCCCUCCGCCAGUGCCAACGCCUCCCAUGACGAGCACCGCUGGUUCCCUCCCGCAGCAGCAAGGUUUUAUGAGCUUCCGUGCGCAGCAACAGCAGCAGCAGCAGUUCGGGAUGGUACCUGUCACGCAGCAACAGUUGUCAGUGUCCCAGCAGCAGGCUUUGACGUUGCAGCAGCAGCAGAUUCAGCAGAUUCAGCAACACUUGAUGCAACCGCCCUCCUCGCAGCAGCAGCAGCAUCUUCAGCAACAUCUUGCACAGCUCCAGGUUUCACAACAGCAGAACCAGCAACAAGUGACCCAGCAACAGUUGCAGCAUCAGUUACAGCAGCAGCAGCAGCAGUUUCAACAGCAGCAACAGCAUGUAUCUCAGCAACAACAGCAGCAAAUGGCUCAGCAGCAGCAAAUGGCACAGCAGCAACAGAUGCCUCAACAACAGCAGCAAAUGUCCCAGCAACAGCAGCAAAUGUCCCAACAACAGAAUGUCACAGCAACAACAAUGUCACAGCAACAACAAAUGUCUCAGCAGCAGCAACAACUGUCUCAGCAGCAGCAACUCCAACAGCAGCUUCAACAGCAGCAGCACAUGGUACCGACCUCUCAGUUUCCGACCCGCAUGGUCAACGUAUCAUCAUCAAGCGGUGACGUUAAGGUAUCUCUGGCAAACAAUCAAGGAAUCAGCAUUAUGACCAUAAACAAACAGCAGCUCUUGCUGCAGCAACAACAGCAGCAACAACAGCAGCAGCAGCAACAACUACAACAGCAGCAGCAGCAGCAACAACAACAACAGCAGCAGCCACCGGGCAGUGCCAUGGUGCGGCCGGAUGGUACCAUGGUGCGAGCCGAUGGCACUGUGGUUCGCCCUGUCACUCAGAUGCAGCUGAUGCAACAGAAGCAGCAGUCACUCCAGCAGAUGCAGCAGCAAAGGCAGCAGUUCCCACCGGGCAUGCCUGUCGUAGUAUCGCAGCAAGGUGUCGUGACCCAGCGGCAGCCAUGGCCCCAUCAGGGUGGUUUGCAGCUGACACCGCAGCAGAUAAUGCAGAUACGCCAGCGGCAGCUGCAGAUGCGUCACCUGACGCCCCAGCAGCAACAAAUUCUGAUGCAGAAUCUGCAAAGGCAGCAACAGCAGCAGCAGAGGCCCCUCACCAUGCAGCAAUUCCAGCAGGCAGUGCACGCCGGUCAGCAGCAACCUAUGCAAAACCUCCAGCAGGCACAGCAGCAGCAGGCACAGGCGCAGCAAUCUCCUGGAGGUGGCCAGCCAGGAGGCGCACAGCUGCUGAGGCAUCCGCAGCAGCAGGUGCUCAUUCAGCAGAUGCAGCAGCGUCAGGGCAUGCCUCCGCGAAUGCCUCCUCAGCAAUUCCAGCAGGCUGUCCAGGGCCAAGUGGCUGGACAGCAACAGCCUCAGCAGCCGCAGCAACAAGCACCGCCACAGGCUUCUCCCAGUGCGGGUCAGCCGCAGCCGCAGCAAAUGUUGGCUGGUGCGCAGGGUAUGGCCCCGACCCAGCCAUCACCGCAGGCUAUCAUGAAACCGCCACCCCAGUACCCUUAUGCAGCUGAGAGGCCGCUGGUCCGUCCGCCGUACCCGCCACAGCAACAGCCGCAACAGUCACCUGGACCAUUGCCUCAGCAGCAGGCUACCGGGCAGCAGCAGAUGCAGUGGGCCAACUUCCAGCAACAGCAGCAGAGGAAGACUCCUGACGGUGGUGUUCCCGCCUCCUUGUCACAGCCGCAGCAAGCAGUCCAGUGGCGACCAACCGCAGUGCCUGCCGGCGGCGACGAGCUGAAGUCCAAGGUUCCGCAGAGUCUCACUGGGCAGCCUCCGGUGCGUCCCGAGGGCGGCUUGCAUCCCCAGCAGCAGGCGGCGCUCUGGCAACAACAGCAGCAGAUGCAGCUCCACAAGGCACAACUCCAACAACAGCAGCAGCAGCAGCAGCCCGCACCUGCGGGUGGAGGAGAGCCACCGCCUUCAAACAGUGCCGCAAGCCAGGGUGUGCCCACCUUGCAGCACCAGCUGCAGUGGCAGCAGAUGCGCCAGGCUGAACUUCAGCGCCGACAGCAAACUCUUCUCCAGGAGCGGCAGAUGCUUCAGCAGCAACAGCAGGUCCAGCAGGGGGGGCCCCAGCAGCCGCAGCAACAGCCCUACAUGGUUCAGCGACCACCUCCGCCUCAGUAUCCUGGCGCCAGCAUGCCGGGACCUCGAGAUCAGCUCACAGCAGUGGGUGUGGCAAGGCCGACACAGAAUGCAGCCGGUAUGGUGCAGUUCCAGCAGCAACAGCAGCAGCCACUAGUUCAGCAACAGGAGGGCCCCAUGAUGAACCCGGCGUACCGAUCAGUUCGUGCAUCCGUACCACCGCCAGCUCAGCAUUUGGCCAAUGAUGCAAGGAACUUUGGUACUGAAGUUACCAUGAAUUCCAAUGCCCCGGUUGAAGUUCACUUCUACGGACAUGAUCCAAGAACACAAGUGCCUACGGAAAUGUGCCUGAUGGGUUGCGUAUUCUGCAUUGUGGAUUACGACCACCUCUUUGAUUCCUCAGAGAUACUGAAGUGGAAAAAGGUCAUCAUGCAUCGAGGUGGCGAAGUCGAGGAGGUGUACAGUCCUCGUUGUACUCACGUCGUCUGUAGUACACAACGCAGCACCAUUGUGCAGCAGGCAUUGCGUGAAAGCAAACGCUGUGUCACAGUAUUCUGGCUGAAUGACGUGCUGUCGCGAAAGAAGUUGCAGCCUCCCUGGCAUGCAUUACACUUUCCAUCGCCCUACCUUGAGAACAAGCCUUGCAAGAACCAGAUCAUCUGCACGAGUGGCUUCGGCUCUGAAGAACGAGAGCUGCUAAAGCAGAUGGUCCUGACAACCGGUGCCAGGUACACCACCUACUUGACGCGUCUCAACUCUCUGCUCAUCAUCAAAAAGAAGGAGGGCCUAAAGUACCAGAAGGCCCAGGAGUGGGGAAUCGGCAUUGUGAACACCCAGUGGCUGCAGGACGUCAUGCUGGGCCACUACGAGGCCCUGCGGCUGCCCACCGCACCCAAGUAUCAGCAGUUUGAAGAUGUCCGGCUGGACUACGGGCUGGUACCACACCUGAUGGCGGCCUGGAAGGUACCCAUCAAGCUAACUGAAGAAGUUUGGAAGCGUUUUACUGCUUCGGAGGCGUUCAAGGAGGCACAGAAGCGGAAGCAAGAGAGUCCCGCCAAGUCUGAAUCAACAGCUCCAAAAAGACCAAGACUAGCACCGGAAGAGGAAGAGAACAUACCAGUGACCGUAACCACAACUCUUCCGGAUGACAAAGCUCCGCAAGUUCUUAUCACGGGCUUGAAAGACGAUGGUGAUCUGAAAAAGGCUGUUCUUCAGCUUGGCGGCGCACUGGCCAAGUCACCCAAGGAAUGCACGCACCUGGUGACAGACAGAAUUCAACGAACGGUGAAACUUCUCUCGGCCUUUGGGACAGCUAAAUUUGUCGUGACGCCACGUUGGAUCAAGGACAGCGUCGCUAACAACGGAUUUGUUGAAGAGCGACCGUACCAGGUGGAUGACCCCGAUGCAGAGAAGACGUUUGGCUUUAGCCUUGAUCAGGUUCUGCAGAGAACGGACCGGACACCACUGUUCAAGGGCACGAUCUUCUUCAUCACGCCUGGUGUGUACCCGUCACCCCCGAUUCUGAAAGGGAUUGUUGAGUGUUCGGGAGGAAUGGUGUACCUGAAGAGAAGGCCAUCACUCAAGCAGGUCACAUCGGUCACACAGGGAGGAACCAAGUUCAUAGUCAUAUCCUGCGACAAUGACCUGCAUCUGUGCCGGGAAUACAUGUCGAAAAACAUCAACAUCUAUUCAGCCGAAUUCAUCCUCACCGGAGUGCUCCGUCAAUGCAUUGAGUAUGAUGCCUUUCUGCUGUCAUGACAGUCGGAGGACGUAUGUACGAGUAAUUUAGACACAGAAUGCUCUGAUGCGGCACCUAAACCAUCGACCAAACCUUUGCAGGAACUGCCCGAUUCAUGCAACAUUCAAAUUUAAUUAGGUACAGAACUUAUAUCACUCUAUGCAAUGUUUUAUAGAGCCAUACAUUUGCAGCAUUGUGUUUAUAUAAUGGUUUUCCACAAAGGGUACCUUUCAUUUGUAAAUUGCAUUCAUAGAAGUAGCAGCAGACAUAGGCAGUCUUCAUUUUUUUUCCAUGCCUAUAAUUUUUCAUUUCACAAGUUAGGUGUUGUGCAGUAACGUUUCUGUGGCUAUCUAGUCAGUAUCAUGGUUAUCUCUCAUUUUGUUUUGUUUUGUUUGUUAGCGUGUACUGUGUGUUAUGCACAUUUUUCAAAGUACUUUGGCCACCUGUUGUUCGCUGUGAAUGUUUUGUGCAAUAAACAAGUUUGAGUUUUUCUUUUUACAAAA
Rhipicephalus microplus (southern cattle tick) is the source of this 5096-nucleotide messenger RNA. RefSeq lists its product as uncharacterized. Lineage: Eukaryota; Metazoa; Arthropoda; Arachnida; Ixodida; Ixodidae. Gene Ontology annotation, cellular component: MLL3/4 complex. The record is from RefSeq and is a predicted model, not a curated record.